Messenger RNA from Nerophis lumbriciformis (worm pipefish), 3727 nucleotides. RefSeq names its product Rap guanine nucleotide exchange factor (GEF) 3 (gene rapgef3). The record is from RefSeq and is a predicted model, not a curated record. NCBI's taxonomy places the organism in Eukaryota, Metazoa, Chordata, Actinopteri, Syngnathiformes, Syngnathidae. Gene Ontology annotation, molecular function: protein binding; guanyl-nucleotide exchange factor activity. Gene Ontology annotation, cellular component: plasma membrane. Gene Ontology annotation, biological process: Ras protein signal transduction.
AUAAAAAUGAAUCAUUGUGACAAAGAAGUGAUGACAUAAAAACUCACCAAAACGGAUUUUUUUUUUGGACGACGUUUGGAUGAUAUCGACGGUGACGUCAUCUCUCCGCCAAAACUGGACGAGGAUGUGAUAGUUUGGCGAGCAGGAGUCGUAAGUGAUUAAGUUGCAGGGGAAAGGGCGACACUCUGCGCUGACAUGCAAGUGUGGAAAUCGGCGUUCUUGCUGCUGCUCGCGGCUCCAUGCUGGACGCUGCAGGAGGAGGGGGAAGAGGACGACACAGUGGCAGGAGACGUCGGCGUCCAUCAGCAGGGGCGGCUGGUGGAGCUGCUGACCUCCCUCGAGUGCCAAGAACUCCUGGUCGCCCUCUCCAAUCCGGAGGAAAACGUCGCAGAGCACGCCGACAGCCUCUCGCUGGAACACAAUCGGCUCCGCGCCAAGAGAGACGCCGCCUCGCUGCAAGACAGCGAUGCCGAGUGCAGGGCGGCCCUCGGAGCCUGGCUGGAGAAGUACGGGCCAGAGGUGUACUACGACCGCCUCUCCCGGGCCCUGCAACACAUCGGCAGAACGGACGUCGCCCUCGAGGUCGGCAAGAACAUCAACCAGGACAAGAUCUUGAACCUGCAGCGCUACGCCGAAGGAUAUCACCGGUUUGCCAGCUCCCUGAAGUCCCGAGAGGUGCGACCGCAAAAAGGCCAGAAGGGCAGGAAAAAACGGGUGUCGGAGCUGACGUGGCGCGACCUGGACCUGGUCGUGCUGCGGCCCCCCGUCGCCGCCUACACCAAGGGCCCCUUGGACGUGGCGCUCCCUCUUCUGUACGGCGUCCUGCUGGGCUUCGGGGGCUCCUUGCUGGCCGCCGCCGCCGCCCUCCUCGCCGUCCUGCGCUUCGCCCGCUGGAACCGACGAUGCCGUGGAGCCCGGGUGGUCUACGACUGUAAGACUCCACUUCCAGAGGCCGUGAACUCCAAGGACACCAUGAAGCAGUUCCUGUCAGAUCGCGUGGUGAAGGCGGCCAGGGCGGUCUACAGCGUGAUGGUGGACAAGAACCCCACCCUCAUCCGGGACAGGAAGCACCACCUCAAAACACACAGACGAUGCUGCUCGGGCAAGGAGCUGGUGGACUGGCUGAUGAGACAAAGCGAGGGUCUGCAGUGGAGGAGCCAGGCGGUGGGCAUGUGGCAGGUCCUGGUGGACGAAGGCAUCCUGGUUCACGUGAAACAGGAGCCGAACUUCCACGACAAGGACACGCAGUUCUACCGCUUCCUGGACUCUGAGUACGGACUGAACCACCUGACCAAGGACUGUGAGGACGAGCUGCAGGAGAGUCUGUCUCUGCUGUCCCAGCUGGGCCCGGACGCCCUGCUCGCCAUGAUCCUCCGCAAAUGUCCAGGUCAGAGGAGCGGCGAGGACCUGGAGGUGAUCUACGAGGAACUCCUCCACCUCAAGGCCGCCGCUCACCUCUCCACCUCGGUGCGGAAGGAGCUGGCUGCUGUGCUGCUGUUUGAGUCCCACGCUAAGGCCGGAACUGUCUUGUUCAGUCAGGGGGAUAAGGGCACUUCCUGGUACAUCAUCUGGAAAGGCUCCGUCAACGUGAUCACCCACGGGAAGGGUCUGGUGACCACGCUGCACGAAGGCGAGGACUUCGGGCAACUGGCCUUGCUGAAUGACGCCCCACGCGCCGCCACCAUCAUCCUGCGGGAAGACAACUGUCACUUCCUGCGUGUGGACAAACACGACUUCAUUCGCAUUCUGAAGGACGUGGAGGCCAACACGGUGCGACUGGAGGAGCACGGGAAGACGGUGCUGGUGCUUGAAAAGCGUGCCGACUCGGCCGAGCAGGGAGGAGCAGGAAACAAGUACACGGUGAUGUCAGGAACACCGGAGAAGAUUCUAGAACACCUCCUCGAAACCGUGAAGUUGGACUCCAACGGGAACGACGCAGCAGAUUCCUGCGUGAGCGACUUCCUGCUCACCCACAAAGUCUUCAUGCCCUCCAGCCAGCUGUGUGCCGCACUGCAGCAACACUACCAGGCGCGGCCCUCUGAGGGCUCGGAGCAGGAGAAGGCCGCCUACGUCCUCACCGCCAGGCAGAAGGUGGUGAAGCUGAUGGGCCAGUGGGUGGCGCUCUACGGCCUCCUGCUGAGAGAAGACCCCGUCGCCUCCGCCUUCCUGGAGAAGCUGAAGAAGGACAUGUGUGCUGACGUGCGGCUGAAAGAACAACUGAGGGACAGAAGAAGAACCAGAGUCUUAGAGAAUGGAUACCACUCCUUGAGCAGGAAGCAGUCGUUCAGCUGGUUCCCACACGGCGAGGAGGCCGCAGGCGGGCUGCAGCCAAUCAGAGCGCAGGAUGAAGUCUUGUACCGGAUCCACACGGCAGACCACCAGGACCUCUCGCUGAUGCUGCCCGUCAACAGCAGCGUGCAGGAAGUGAUGUCAUCGCUGGUCAAGCCCGGAGGAGAUCACGUCCUGGUCAAGAUGAACUCGGCGGGAGAGCGAGCGGAGCUGAAACUGGACGCCUCGGCCGUGUUCACGGCUCUGGGACUCAACGAGAGACUCUUCAUCUGCACCAGCGCUCAGGUGCAACAUCUGACGCCGCUGAGCGAGCAGCAGGGUCCCGAGCGAGGGAGCGCCAACGCGCUGGAACACAUGUGCUCCAAGGACGUCGCCAGCGAACUCACCAACUACGACUGGGAGCUCUUCGCCGCCAUGCACGAGGUGGAGUUGGUCCACUACGUAUUCGGACGCCACAAAUUCCCGGGCGCCGUCACGGCCAACUUGGAGCGUUUCGUGCGUCGCUUCAACGAAGUUCAGCUUUGGGUCGUGAGCGAACUUUGCUUGUGUGAAGAUUUGGUGAAAAGAGCCGUGCUGCUCAAGAAGUUCAUCAAGAUAGCCGCCGUGUUAAAAGAGCAGAAGAAUUUCAACUCCUUCUUUGCCGUCAUGUUUGGUUUGAGCAACAGUGCGGUGCAGCGACUCUACAAGACCUGGGAGAGAAUACCUGGCAAGACUAAAAGAAUCUACUGUUCCUACGAGAGGCUGAUGGAUCCGUCACGUAACCAUCGAGCUUACAGGCUGGCUGUGACCAAGUUGAGUCCUCCUUUCAUUCCUUUCAUGCCGCUCAUCCUUAAAGACAUGACCUUCAUCCACGAGGGAAACGCCAACCUGGUGGAGCGCCUGGUCAACUUUGAGAAGAUGCGGAUGAUCGCCAAGACCAUGAAGAUGGUGCGAGGGUGCCGGAGUCAAACCUACGUGCCGUCAUCACCGCAGAGAAGUCUCGCUGACAGAAUGUUUCUAGAAGGUUCUGCUGCUCGCCUUUCCACGUACUCGGACCACGCCCUUCCUCAGAGGAGCCCCGGCAACACCCGCCUUUACGUUCAGCACCUGAGGGUGAUUGACAACCAGCGCAAGCUAACGCAGCUAUCGAGGACCUUGGAAAGCUAGCGGCGGUCUGACGGCGUCACGGGGGCUUGGUUGCCGUGACGACGCACUGACGGGACUCAAACCGACAGGAUUUUGACACACACACACGUUCUUGUAUUUGUUACCUUCUUGAGACCUUUUUAGCACCACCCUUUCUGGAUGUAUAAAGAUUUGUAUUUACAACAUUAAUAAUAUAUACAUACUAUGCACAUAUAAAAAAGCUUUAGGUUAAUUUAUUUUAUUUUAUUUUAUUUUUGUUUGUAAUUGGUUUUUAAUCUUCAUUAUUAAUUAUUACAGUAUGUCUCUGUAUACA